GUUGAGUAAUCAGUCAGUCUACUCUUAUACAUUUAACAAUUAACAUUGAAAAACGUAAAAAAUCAUCAAUUCCUUUAUUUAAAAAAUCGGUGGAAACAGGAUGAAAUUCUUUCACGUAAUUUUAGCCAUUGUUUUGGCAAUAUUCGCUUUUAUUGCUCAAACUAAUGCUGACUUUUGUCCCUGUCCCCGUAAUUAUGAUCCCGUAUGUGGCUCAAAUUCUGUGACUUAUGCGAAUCGUUGUCAAUUUGAUUGUAGUAGACGUGAAGUGGAACGCAGUGGACGCAGUUUAUCAUUGAUGCGUUCUGGUCCCUGCUAAGGAUAUUAUACAGUAUGGAAUCAAUGUUCCAUGUCUAUUUUCUAACAAAUAUGUUGUUGUCUUGCAUUACAAAUAUAAUUGUGUAUGUAUAUACAUUAAUAAAUAAAAUGUUGUAAAUUACUAAAAAGUG
Lucilia cuprina (Australian sheep blowfly) is the source of this 446-nucleotide messenger RNA. RefSeq names its product ovomucoid. NCBI's taxonomy places the organism in Eukaryota, Metazoa, Arthropoda, Insecta, Diptera, Calliphoridae. The record is from RefSeq and is a predicted model, not a curated record. Bases 101 to 316 code for a protein of 71 amino acids. The transcript has a single exon. Gene Ontology annotation, molecular function: protein binding.